AUGCCUAAUACGAUAUCAGUAUCCAUUUAUUUAAUGGGGAGCCUUCUCCUAGUUUCUGGACAAAGGAACUGGAAGCUCUCGAAGCCCACGAAUUCAGUGACCAUCCGCCAGAGCGGAGGACGCAUCUGCGCAAAUCACUUGGUGGGUGAGUUUGUGGAGCAUGCGGAGGACUGCCACAUGUUCUAUCUGUGCGUCGAUAAUGGCGAUGCCGUCCUUGCCUCCUGCCCACCCACCAUGCUCUUCAACUCGGAGAGUCGACUCUGCGAUGCGGCGUCUAAUGUGCGUUGCAGGAAUGCCACGGACUCAUCCGGGGAAAGCAAUCCUCCCGGAUCCGAGGCCAACGAUCUUAACAACAUGGUCACGGAUGUAGACACCUAUUGCGCCACGGUAGCACAACAGCAGAGCAGCGAUCGGAUUGUUUAUGUUGGAAGCUCCAGCAGCUGCACCAAGUACUACAUCUGCUACUAUGGCCAGGCCAUUUUGCAAGAGUGCAGUUCGCAGUUGCACUGGAAUGCGAUGACCGGCAAAUGUGAUGUUCCGGAGCGAGCACAGUGCACGUUGGGCGCCAAGGAGGAGGAGCGGCCGUCGAGUGGGAGUUCUACAUUUGGCCCAAGUGGAGCACUUUCGAGUGAUCUCAUCCACUGUCCGCCUUAUGGGCAGCAUCUGUAUCCGCACAUGCAGCGCUGCGAAUUCUUUAUAUACUGUGUCAAGGGCCAUGCAAGUUUGCAGCGUUGCCCUUUUUAUUAUUUCUUUGAUAUAUCAACCAAAAGUUGUCAGUGGUCGCGCACGGCUUUGUGUGUGCGUGAUUUGAGUUUGAUACCAGAAAUAAAAUAG
Drosophila bipectinata is the source of this 834-nucleotide messenger RNA. Its product is annotated as probable chitinase 10. Gene Ontology annotation, cellular component: extracellular region. Gene Ontology annotation, molecular function: chitin binding. The record is from RefSeq and is a predicted model, not a curated record. Lineage: Eukaryota; Metazoa; Arthropoda; Insecta; Diptera; Drosophilidae.